AUGAUCUGUUCGCUCCUACUCAAGACCGCGACGUUGGUGUCGUCAACUCUCCUGACGUCGGUCGGAUCCACUUACGUGAGUCAAGGGGGGGUCGUCACCCUCUCGCAUCCGUCUGGCUCCUUUGCGAAGAUGUCCACUCACGGUGCGACCGUGUUCUCCUUUAGCCCGGCUUAUGACCCGUACGGGGACGUACUGGUCAUGUCCAACGAUUCGGUCUAUGACGGCAUUAAACCCCUCAGUGGCGGCAUUACUGUCGUGUUCCCGAACCGUGACGUCUCCAAGGACUAUCCCGUUCCUGAGCUCGGGUUUGCUCGUGUCAGCAAAUGGACCCUCGAAAACGUGGACCUGACGAGUGACAAAAACUCGUACAGUUCUGCCAUGUUCCGCUUGGAAUCCAGUGAGAACACCCGUCGGAUGUGGCCUUUUGAUUUCAGGCUGGUUUACGAGGUGCGAUUGUACUCUACUUGUCUCGAAACGGAGCUGACCGUGAUGAACAUUGGCUCCAAAGGCAUGGUGUUCCAAGCGCUGCUGAACAACCACUUCUAUGUCAACGACGUCCGCAACAAUGGUGUGGAGGUUUCGGGCCUUCAGGGCGUCGAGUACUUCGACCGGGUGACGGGGAAAACCCAGAACGAUAUGCGUGAGAGCUUCGGCAUCAUGUCACGAGUCGACAACCUCUACAAGGACGUCAAGAACGACGUGACCGCCACCAUCAAGGGUGCAGGAUACACCAAGAAGGUCGUCGUCGAGAAAUCCGCGCUGCUCCAUACUGGUACCGUCCCACCGGUCCCCCUCAGUACUGACUGCGUCGUCUCGAACCCCUGGAAUAAAGAUACCAAGAGUGACUUCAGUAACGAGGAGUACAUUCACUUGGUCGCCAUUGGAGUUGGGACAGUGAGUGGAAAGGUCGGGGUUCUUCCUGAUGAUUCGUACACUCUGAACCAGGUCAUCAAGGUCUCGAGGUACCCGUAG
This is a messenger RNA of Peronospora matthiolae, 972 nucleotides long. NCBI's taxonomy places the organism in Eukaryota, Oomycota, Peronosporomycetes, Peronosporales, Peronosporaceae. The record is from the annotation of a GenBank genome assembly.